Hyla sarda is the source of this 3667-nucleotide messenger RNA. RefSeq names its product thyroid hormone receptor associated protein 3 (gene THRAP3). NCBI's taxonomy places the organism in Eukaryota, Metazoa, Chordata, Amphibia, Anura, Hylidae. Gene Ontology annotation, biological process: positive regulation of transcription by RNA polymerase II. The transcript has 12 exons. The record is from RefSeq and is a predicted model, not a curated record. Gene Ontology annotation, molecular function: DNA binding; transcription coregulator activity. Bases 423 to 3128 code for a protein of 901 amino acids. Gene Ontology annotation, cellular component: mediator complex.
CCCUAUGUGCAGUCCACAACAGAGCACUGAACUGCAGUUACAUACAGAAUUUCUUCACAGAGUAGCUAGACAGUAAAAACUGGAAAGAUGGCCACAGAACCUGUGCGCGGUUACGAUACGCCCUCACCAGCGCCCGAAAUCGCGCAAUACCUCGCGGUAUCUUAUGUGAAGUGCGGUUUACAACAGAGAAGUUGUUUUACUUUCGCGACGUCGUGUUUACGGCAGUUCCCGGCAUGCUGUGCGCGCUGAGCGUCUUGUGGUCGUGUUAGCGCUUGGCCCCUCACAGAGUCUGCGCCGUGCUGGGAAGCGAGAGGAAGCCGUGUGCACAGCCAGUUUCAGAGACCUGUCUACUACAUGAGUUAAACUCUCAGAAGUCUUCUUUUCUUGAGAUUACUUCACAAGGUCUGUGUGGUGUUUGAAAGAUGUCCAAAAACAAGUCAAAGUCCAGGUCGGGGUCAUCCCGCUCCAUAUCUCGCUCAAGAUCUCGUUCAUUCUCUAAAUCUCGGUCCCGUUCGAGGUCUCUGUCACACUCUCGGAAACGGAGGCACAGUUCUCGAUCACGCUCGAGGUCUUACUCACCUGGGUAUAGAGAAAGGAACCACCCAAGAGUUUACCAAAAUCGAGAUUUUCGUGGUCACAAUAGAGGUUAUCGCAGACCAUACUAUUUUCGGGGGCGUGGAAGAGGCUUUUAUCCACGGGGUCAACAUAAUCGUGGUGGAUAUGUGAAUUACCGCCCCAAUUGGCAGAAUUACAACCGCCAACCAUAUAGUCCUCGCAGGGCCCGAUCUCGUUCACGCUCUCCAAAGAGGCGAUCCGUGUCUCCUAGGUCCAGGAGCCACUCUAGGAAUUCAGACAAGUCAUCAUCUGAUCGCUCCCGGAGGUCCUCAUCUUCUAGGUCUUCCUCCAAUCACAGCAGAGUGGAGACUAAACGUAAAUCAAAAAAGGAUAAGAAGAGUCGUUCAAAGGAGAAAAGGUCCUCAGCUCAGGCUACCGAUGAUGACUCAAAGGAACAGUCUACAUCUGGAGCAGCAGAUGCUGGUAGCAAAGAGGGCAGUAAAGCCUGGGAGGAUAUGGAAGCUUAUGAUGAAAGCCCUGCGCCUCAACACAGUCCUUCCGAACGUGCACCAACAGUUAAAAGCUCUGUACAGUCUGUGGUGGUUAGACGCUGUUCUCCUAGGCCCAGUCCAGUGCAGAAGCCUAGUCCUCCCUCACCCACUGUUUUACAGAGUAGCAGUUCCUUCAGAGCAUCUUCUCGUCAAAGCCCAUUCGAGCAUAGCUUGAGUCCUCCAAGGAAGAGUCCUUUGAACAAGAGCCCGCCCUCAAUGAGUUCACUAUACAGCAAUAGUCAAAAAGAAGAGGGCAGAUCUGGAGAGAUGACUGCACCAGUGGGAACGGGAUAUAAAAGGUUCAUGGAAGAGCAGAAAAACAAGGCCUUGGAGCUGGAGAAAGAAAAUGGAAAGGAAAAGGAAAAGCUGGAGAAAAUGAAGGAUCGUAGCAGCCCUACAGAUUUUGCUAUGAGCGAGCUGGAGAGGGCUUAUAGAAAGAGUAUAUCCCCAAAGCGCUAUAAAAUGCGAGAGGAGAUGGAGAAAUUGAAAUUAGCAGAAUUGCGAUAUGAGGACGCGGAACAAGAGAAAAAGGGUCGCGCAAGAAAAGACUCAGAUAGUGAUUCCAAGAGUCAAGAUCCAUAUGAUCCAGCCAAAUGGGAAGAAUUGUCUUUCAUUCCAAGCACUAAGGAUAAACGCAAAAAGUCUGAGGAUAUGGAGGAUGAACUUUAUGCAGAAAAAUCCAAGAAAGAGGAGAAGGCCUCGAAAUCCGCCCAUAAAGGGUUUCUACCUGGAAAAAAUUUUAGGGUUACAAGUUUUAAAGCAUCAAAGGAAAGGAGUGAAUCUCCUCCACCUCGGAAAUCCUCAGAGAGCAGAGAGAAGCUAUCCAAGGAAGAGAUGUCUUUCGCCAAAUCAAAUUUCUCGGUUAGCAGAGAAAUGGGUCCUAGCGUCCGUUUGGAUUCGUUCGAUGAGGAUCUUGCACGUCCAAGUGGAGUUAUGGCUCAUGAGCGGAAACUAUCUCGUGACCUUGUUCACAGCAACAAGAAGGAUCAGGAGUUCAAGUCGAUUUUCCAACACAUCCAAUCUGCACAACCUCAACGCAGCCCCUCUGAGCUGUUUGCCCAACACAUUGUGACCAUUGUGCAUCAUGUUAAAGAGCACCAUUUUGGUCCCUCAACAAUGACACUGAGUGAACGUUUCUCCUCUUAUUUAAAGAGGACAAAAGAACAGGAGCCAUCAAAAACCCGCAAGAGCCCAGAAAUUCACAGGAGAAUUGACAUUUCUCCUAGUGCUUUUAGAAAACAUGGGAUUUUGCAUGAGGAAGGCAAACAAUCGAAAGAAGGGAGCCACAAGGGAGAUGGAAAAUACAGAGAGGAACCCUCAGAUCUGCGGCAGGACAUUGAACGCCGCAAAAAACAUAAGGACAAGCGUGACCAUUCCCGUGACUCUGGGGAUUCCAGAGAUUCAAGCCGUUCCAGAGAGAGGUCACCUGAGAAACAAGAGAAGCCCAGAAAGUCGUCCAAGAAACACAAGAAACACAGGAAAGUGCGUGAGCGAUCCCGCUCCUCCUCCUCUUCUUCACAUUCCUCUCAUUCUAUGCGGGCAGCAGCAACAGAUGAAUUCCCUCCUGAAAAUGAAGACAAAGAUGAAAAUUUUGAAAAGACACGUUUAGGAAACAAGGAUUAUCAAGGAACGAGUGAUCGAGGAAGAGCUCGGGGAAACUUUCAAUAUAGAGCAAGAGGCACAAGGCCAUGGAACAGGGGUGCUUUUUCAGGAAAUAACAAUAACAACAACAAUGACUUCCAGAAACGCAACAGAGAUGAAGAAUGGGAUCCAGAAUACACUCCUAAAAGCAAAAAGUAUUACUUGCACGACGACCGGGAAGGGGAAAACGAGGAAAAAUGGGUGAAUCGCGGGAGAGGCCGCGCCAAUUUCACUCGUGGAAGGGGGAGGUUCUUGUUUCGAAAACCGGGCACCAGCCCAAAGUGGGCUCACGACAAGUUCAGCGGGGAGGAGGGAGAAAUAGAGGAAGACGAGAGUGGAGCAGAAAAUAAGGAUGAGAAAGGCAGCUUGUCACUGGAUUAGACUGAUUAAGUUCCUAUUUGUGGGGAUACGAUUACCAAUCCUCCUUGGAUAUGGUUUGUCCUGAAAUGAAGACACUUUUUCCGCUGAAACAGAUUUUUCUGUAUUAAAGGAUCUUUGAUUUUAUAUUUUACCUUCUAUAAUAAUUUUUUUCCAUAAACCCAUGUGUAAACAUGUUUUCAUUAAAUAUAGAAGUUCGGUGGCUACCACCUUCGUGAAUAUGACAUACUGCUCUCAUCCACCAUAUUUGUGUGUGUGAUCUGAUCAGACAAAAAUAAUUUUGACUUUGUAACUUCAGUCCAUAAUCCAUCCCUAAAGCAGAUCUGUUUUCUUUGUUACACUUUGAUUUUCUUUUCCAGAAUUGUUUUAUCUGAUUUUUUUUUUUUUUAUAUCUGUACCUGUUUUAAGAUUACUUAGUAAUAUCAGUUACUAGAGCUGCGGUAUUAUUUUUAGAAAAACUUUCAAAGCCUUUUUUUUUCUUAGGAAAAAGGCAUGCUGAAUAAAUGGUAAAUGGGUACACAAAUUGAGUAUAUGUUUGAUUU